AUGGAGAAGGGCCAGGCCGCCAAGUACGACAGCGCCUACUACGCCGCCCGCCUGGUAUACUACUCCACGCUGGCGCUCAUCGGCGGCGUGUCCCAGUUGGCCAUCGGCAUCCUGGCGCGCGACGAGAUCGGCUCAGGCAGGCUGGUGGGCGCCCAGCGCGUGGUGGCCCCGCCCUACUUCGUCGUCUACCCGGAGCUCAACAUCGCCGCCGGUCUGGUGGUGACCUUCUCGGCGGUGGCCGGCUACGUGCGGAGUGCGCUGCGCAGCGAGGCCGGGCGGUGGCAGUUCGCGGGCGCCUGGGCGGCCACCUGGCUGGUGCAGAUCCUGCUCAUGGCGGCCACGCAGCUGGGCGUGUGGUCGGAGGGCGAGCUGGGCGCCCGGCGGGAGGUGGUCUUCGUGUCCGGCAUGCUGGUGGUGCUGACGCUGGCGCUGUCCGUGCUGCCGCCUUACAUGGACGCAAUGAUCCACCACCCGGAGACCAAGGAGCGCAACGGCGGGCAAAGCGACUCCAAGGUGGACCUCAUGGCGCGCGCCGGCGUCUGA
Ostreobium quekettii is the source of this 543-nucleotide messenger RNA. The record is from the annotation of a GenBank genome assembly. NCBI's taxonomy places the organism in Eukaryota, Viridiplantae, Chlorophyta, Ulvophyceae, Bryopsidales, Ostreobiaceae.